AUGGUAGAUGCGGGUAUUCUAGAAAAAGUUGAGACGUCAAGAUGGGCAACCCCAAUCGUACCGGUUUUGAAAAAAGACGGUGGAAUUAGAAUCUGUGGUGACUUUAGUAUCUCAGUUAACCCGUCAUUAAUUGUGGAUGAGCACCCGUUACCUACGCUAGAAGAAUUAUUUGCAUCUAUGUCGGGCGGCACGAUAUUUUCAAAAAUCGACUUAAAGCAAGCGUAUUUGCAACUACAGGUUGAGGAAACCGAUAGAGAGAUUCUCACAUUAAGUACGCAUAAAGGAUUAUUUAAAUGUAAUAGAUUAAUGUACGGAGUAGCAUCUGCGCCUGCUAUUUGGCAACGAACUAUAGAAAACAUACUUUCCGGAAUACCCGGGGUGACAGUAUUUCUCGAUGACAUUAGAAUAGCGGGAAAAGAUUUAGAACAACAUUUGGAAAGACUAGAAUCAGUUUUGAAACGUUUAUCUGAACAUAAUAUACGUAUCAACAUCGAGAAGUGUGCUUUCCUUAAAGACGAGAUAUCAUGUUGUGGAUGUGAAGCCGCGUUUAAUAAAGUAAAAGUAGAAUUUGGAAGCGACAAAGUUUUAGUUGCUUUUAAUCCUAAGUUGCCACUAGUACUUGCAGUAGAUGCUAGCCCGUACGGUGUAGGAGCCGUUUUAUCUCAUAGAUAUCCCGAUGGUACAGAGCGCGUAAUUCAGUACGCAUCAAAUUCGCUAACAGAAACGCAAAAGAAAUACGCUCAGAUAGAUAAAGAAGCGUUUGCGAUAGUAUUUGAAAUUAAAAAAUUUCAUCAAUUCUUAUGUGGUAAUCGUUUCACUUUAUUAACAGACAAUAAACCACUUGUUCAAAUUUUAAAUCCUAAAAAAGGCCUUCCAGCAUAUAGUGCAUUACGUAUGCAGCACUACGCUAUUUUCUUGCAAGCCUUUAACUUUGAUAUUAAAUAUCGAAAGUCAAUUGAUCAUGGAAAUGCGGAUGGUUUUUCUCGAUUACCCAUAUUGGAAAAGAAUGAUAACAAUUACGACUCGAUUGAUGUUCUGCAAAUUGAAAAUUUAGAAACCUUGCCAGUAACGGUAAAAUGUAUUAAAAUGGAAACAGGCAAAGAUUUGUUUAUAAAUAAAAUUCGGCAAGCGUUAAUGAAAGGCCAAAGCCUCGUUCCGUUAGGACUUGACGAUGGUGAAUUCACAUUACAAGAUGAAAUCGUUUUUAAAAGAGAAAGAGUAGUGAUUCCUGAAAGUUUAAGAAACAAAGUGUUAAAAGAAUUACAUGCGGGUCAUUUUGGCACAGUAAGAAUGAAGCAAUUAAGUAGAAAUUUUUGUUGGUGGCCAAAAAUUGAUAAAGAUAUUGAGGAAAUAAUACAAAAUUGUAAAGCAUGCAUUAUGUUGAGUAACAAUCCAAAUUGUAAAGUGAAACACCAUUGGGAAGCGGCAUCAUUACCGUUUGAGCGUGUGCAUAUAGACUUCGCCGCAGAAGAAUUCCAGGAUUUUCUUAAAAACCAUGGUAUUAAUCAUAAGCGUACAGCGCCUUAUCAUCCAGCCACGAAUGGCUUGGCAGAACGUCUUGUUCAAACUUUAAAACAAACACUGCGUAAAUUAGAUGUUACAAAUGGCAAUAUUAAGACUAAUCUGCAAAAAUUUCUGUUCAAUUAUAGAUUAACUCCACAUCCGGAGUUAAAUAAAUCGCCUGCAGAAGCGAUGUAUGAUGAUGGUAGGAUCUGGAAGCGGCACAUUAAUCAAAUGAAAAAGAUAGGAAAUCAAAUCGUAAAUUAUACAAGCAACCUUAGUGAUAUGGAUCACAAUGGUCCAAUAGAAACUACGAAAGAUUUUGUUACUGCGGAAAAUAACGAGCAAACUAAACAUAUACCUUAG
Messenger RNA from Nylanderia fulva, 1866 nucleotides. Lineage: Eukaryota; Metazoa; Arthropoda; Insecta; Hymenoptera; Formicidae. The record is from RefSeq and is a predicted model, not a curated record.